Messenger RNA from Daphnia pulex (common water flea), 1453 nucleotides. RefSeq lists its product as uncharacterized. Gene Ontology annotation, cellular component: membrane. Lineage: Eukaryota; Metazoa; Arthropoda; Branchiopoda; Diplostraca; Daphniidae. The record is from RefSeq and is a predicted model, not a curated record. The transcript has 5 exons. The coding region runs from base 114 to 1349 and encodes 411 amino acids.
AUAAUAAUAUAAACGGUCUGCAUAUUAACUCGGCUGUAAACUUUAGAAUAGACACAGUCCUAAUCUAAAACAAUUUGGUUCUGCAUCUUUCAAUAAUUUUUCACACUGCACGAAUGGCGAAUUCCUUAAAAUUUAUUCUUUUGGGAUACGUCGUAAUGGCGACAGGAGUCUUGGCCCAAAAUCCUACCUGUCCAAGUCCCAAUCCCAGCUCAUACUGUCGUUGCUAUCCAGAAAGCCCUGGAUUCAAAGUGGAAUGUGAGGGUGACUACGCCACUCCCGAAACAAUGAAGAGAGCCCUAACAUUCUACCAGUCAUACGGUCUCAUAGUCAGAUUCAACAUCAUUCGCAUCAAGCAAUCGGUUUUCAGUUACGUCCCUGACGAUUUCCUAGCGGCCAAUCAAAUCAGCAGCGUCAAUUUCGAAUGCAAUCAUUACCACUCGGUCAACGACGGACUGCUAAUGAUGAGCGUCAAUGCCUUCAAAGACAGUUUCGGCGAAUGUGGUUUGACGGGAAAUUUGACCUUCCGGGACUGCAACCUGCGCCAAUUCGAUUCGGCUGUUUUGAACAACUGCAACCAGUUGAAAAAUCUCGCCUUUAUAGACAGUCAUGUCGAGAGUCUCAUUGACAUCCCGACAUUGAAGAGCUUGAACAAUUUGACAGUUUAUUCUCCGAUUCAAUGGACUAACGCACCGCAAAGAGGUCUUUCACGAUUAGCACUGGCUCCAGGUGCGUCGCUUCCCCUUGUCACCUAUCUGGACCUUUCCGGAAACAGUCUAGAGGACAACUCUAUCGAAUUUGUUCCCAAGCAAACAUCGAUCGAAGAAAUGCAUUUAGAAGGCAAUAAUUUCGCCGCAGUUCCUAAUUUAACCGAUUGCUUUAAUUUGCACACGUUGUCCAUGACGCUCAACUCAAGUUCGUCCGUUUCGAUUCUUUUACCCGAUCCGAGAGAUCAGGUGCAACCGCUAGAGGCAACGUUUUAUUCAACUUCCAAGACUGUUUAUGACGUCAUUUCUCUAGAAGGAAUGUUCGACUAUGAUGUCAUCAACCUUCAAUUGAAUAUGACUAGGUUUGAAGAGAGUGUUUUCCUAAACCCACUCCUCUACAGUAAUCUCACUAUCGAUUUAAACCGAGUUUCCAGAUUUGUUUGCGGAUGCGAGAUUGCAUGGCUUGUUCGAGAUAAUCCCACACUUUUGGAUCGAGUGAAUAACGGAAUUUGCGCCGACGGACGCUCUUUUGAAUCGAUUCCGCCGGGAGAACUCUCAAAUUGUCCAAAUGAAUUCGGCCACUUUUAUCCCACUGUCAAUCGUCUCCAAAAUAAUAUGAGAAACUUUAAAUCUUUGUUUCAUUAAAAGCAAUUACGUUGCAUGUUACUUUUCCAUUUACGUGAUUAAGUGAAAUAAGAAUACCAAAGGCAGGUCUUCUCUUGGUGAUACAAUUUUCAAGUUGCACUUUG